This is a messenger RNA of Topomyia yanbarensis, 2972 nucleotides long. Its product is annotated as peptide transporter family 1-like. Gene Ontology annotation, molecular function: dipeptide transmembrane transporter activity. Gene Ontology annotation, cellular component: membrane. Gene Ontology annotation, biological process: oligopeptide transport; transmembrane transport. The transcript is spliced from 6 exons. The coding region runs from base 664 to 2838 and encodes 724 amino acids. The record is from RefSeq and is a predicted model, not a curated record. NCBI's taxonomy places the organism in Eukaryota, Metazoa, Arthropoda, Insecta, Diptera, Culicidae.
CACUACUUCAGUCUUCCAUCAACCGACUACUUGCGAGGUUUGAAGUUCGUCGCUCGGCGCAGCUGUUCGUUAUUUUGCUACUAUUCGCCAAAACAUGGCCAGUGUUGACGGUUGCUUUGUUAUGUUUUCAUUUUCACUUUCUGUUCGCGCUUGAUCGCUAUAAAUUGUUGAAUACCGCAAAAAUUACUCACAAAAUACUCAUGCGAAGAAAGAGAAACAAUAUCACAUUAUUAUACUUUCCACCAAAAAAUAACACUGAAACUUUGACCCGUAGAGAAGACAUUGAGCAUAACAACGAUCGGACACUAAUUGAGGUACUCUCCGCUUUGGAAGUGUAUUGGUGCUAUCGAAUAAUAAUUGGGAUGUAAAAUCAAAUGUGGUAUCGAGUAUAUCUAUCAGAAUUACAUCAGCAAGCAUGAAGUAAUAACAGCGUCUGGUGUAUUAGUUGUGCCUAUUAAUCAUAAUAGCGCGAUGCGUCUUACAAAAUAAAAAUAGAUAUAUUGCUUGCCAGCAUAAAUGCCGUUUGUGAUAAGAAGUGUAAAACGUCGAAUACAGCUAUUUUAGAUAGUUUAGCGGCAAAAAAGUGAAUCUAUUAUACGUUACCUGUGGUUGUCUAAAGUGCAGUAGGAAUAGGCGGCAAACUAAACACAAAGAUAAAGCAAAAUGGUUUCGACACGUUUCGAAGUAUCUAGCUCACCGCCUGUGCGAUAUCCCAGAUCAAUAUUUUUCAUAAUCAGCAAUGAAUUCAGCGAGCGUUUCAACUAUUAUGGAAUGCGAACGGUUUUGGCACUCUACCUCACUCAGAAGCUCAACUACGAUGACGAUACAGCCACCGUAAUUUAUCACAUCUUCACCAGUUUAGCGUAUUUUUUCCCAUUGAUGGGCGCCAUCCUGGCCGACAGCUGGUUGGGAAAAUUUAAAACAAUCUUGUACCUGUCGAUUGUCUACUGCAUUGGAAGCACACUGAUAGCCAUGGGAGCAAUACCGCCCUUGAAUUUGCCUGCCACAUCAAUGACCGUGCUGGGACUGCUGUUCAUAGCAGUUGGAUCGGGCGGUAUCAAGCCAUGCGUUUCAGCAUUUGGUGGAGAUCAAUUUAAAAUACCGGAGCAAGCGGUUCAACUAGCUAAAUUUUUUUCGUUAUUCUACUUUGCAAUCAAUGCUGGAUCACUUAUAUCGACGACGCUAACACCAAUACUUCGUGAGGAUGUACAUUGCUUUGAUGACCCUGAUUGCUUUUCUCUAGCAUUUGGAGUACCAGCGAUUCUCAUGAUCCUGUCGAUCAUUGUAUUUGUCUGCGGUAAGACAAUGUACACUAUUAAAAAACCCGCUGGAAAUAUGGUAGUUCUAGUAUUUAAAUGCAUAGGAAAUGCAAUAACUACAAAAAUUAAAGAACGAGAUUCGAACCCAAGGAGCCACUGGUUGGAUUAUGCCGAAGCUAAGUACGGAAAACGAGUAGUUUCAGAUAUCAAAUCGUUGAUGAAAAUUUUGAUUCUAUACAUACCGCUGCCCGUGUUUUGGGCUUUGUUCGAUCAACAAGGAUCUAGAUGGACAUUUCAGGCAACGCGAAUGAACGGUGAAAUCGGAGCAUUCACGAUUAAACCCGAUCAGAUGCAAGUCAUCAACCCUUUGUUGAUCUUGGCGUUUAUUCCCUUUUUUGAAGGCUUAGUAUAUCCUACACUGGAAAAGAUCGGCAUCAAGACACCUCUCCAAAAACUCUCAUUCGGAGGUAUUUUAGCAGGGGCAGCCUUCGUUUUGUCAGGAUUCGUUGAAAUAGCUUUGGACAAAACAAAUGCGGUAUUGCCAGCACCUAAUGAAUCUCAGUUACGAAUUUACAACGGACUGCCAUGCGAUUAUCAAUUCACAAGUGAUAUCCCGUAUUUCAACAACUUCACCGUGCAAUCUCUUGGGGUAUUCGAGGCAGUUCACGUGUCCACUAUGCAGAACACCACAUUCCGAUUUUCAGCCUCUACAACAGAAAACUUUUGCGUAAAAGCAAACAUGUCCACAGUGUCAGGAACAUUUUACUUGAAUCCAGGAAACGCAGUUAGCUAUUUUAUUAAUCAAAAAGCCAACAAAAUCAAUUUUCUAGAGUAUUCGGAUUCUACAGAGAAAGAUAAACGGGGGUUACCAAGACUCCGAAUACUAGCCAAUAUAAAAACAACUAAAAAGGUAUUACUUCAAAAUAUCAGGAUAGCUGACGUACAAUAUUAUAUAUCACUAAAUACCUAUGAUCAGCAAUCAGUUGUCGACGGAGAAUACAAUUUAUUUAGUCACAACGGAAGCAGAAAAAUAGCAACAGUGAAGCUAGAACUUGGAGGAGUUUACACAAUCGUACUUCAUGAAGUUUUGGAGAAUGAAUUUACACUUCAACGACAUAUCGUAACUCCUCCUAACUCACUGCAUAUGCUUUGGCUCUUCCCACAGUAUGUGGUAAUCACGGCGGGGGAAGUGAUGUUCUCGAUCACGGGACUACAAUUUUCCUACUCACAAGCACCAGAAAGUAUGAAAUCCGUCAUUCAGGCUUUCUGGUUGCUAACAGUCGCUAUUGGGAACAUGUUGGUAGUGCUGGUUGCCGAAGCUAAAUUUGUACAGUCACAGUCGAUCGAGUUUUUCUUGUUCGCGGUACUAAUGUUCCUCGAUAUGGCACUUUUCAUGAUUUUGGCAAUGCGUUACAAAUACAGUGAGCAUGAGGUAAAUGACGUCGAGUCUGGCGAUAUUAAGAAACCGAGUAGUAAUAUUUUGGACAAUGCACCAUCCAAAUUUGAUCGAGGUCCGCUGGAGAACGGUUUGGAGAACGUUAAAGCCUCCUAUACAAAUGAAGCAUAUCGAGAAGACUGAGUGAAAUAUUCCUGUGUUUCUUCUAUUAAUGUUUUUAAACAUUUCUUUUCGUUUUGUGGAAAUAAGUCAAAGUAACAACUGUCAGUACACAUUAAGUUACUUUUAAACUUAUUCGGUUAUUUAAAUGAAAAUUA